AUGGCGGCCGACGAGCAGUGUAGCACAGACAGAGCUAAUUACAGUUUAAACCGAUCAUGGAGAGCGUCCGUUUGUGGAAGAAUGUUUAUUUUAAUGUGUGUUUUGUCAGUGGACCUUGGAGGAGCUACCACACACUGGGUGGUUACAGAAGACGGGAAGAUCCAGCAGCAGGUGGAUUCUCCGCUCAACUUGAAACACCCACACCAUCUAGUCCUCUUUAUGCAGCAGGAGACUCGUGUCAACUACCUCAAGAAAUUGGAGAAACAGCUAGUUGCUCAAAAAAUUCACAUUGAGGAGAAUGAAGACCGAGACACUGGGUUAGAACAGCGACACUAUAAAGAAGAUGCUGACUGUGUCAUGGCUAAAGUUCCCCUCGGGGAUCUGGACCUUUAUGACGGCACCUUUAUAUCCCUGGAGAGUAAAGGAAUUAAUCCUGAACAUUACGUGGAUUACACACUACCUCUACCUCCAGACCUUGAAAAGCCUGAUUGUGCCGAAAUCGUUGAGCUCUCCUACAGCAUUUAUGCUUUUCAGCACCUAAGGGGUGUGCAGCAGAAAGUAAACCUCACGUCACCUUUGCUGUCAAAGGAUGACCCUAUCUUUGCUUCUUUAUCCCAUAAACUGGGUCAGCGCAUUGAUGAGGUUGGCCAUAGAAUACAUCAGGGUCUUCUAAAGAAUUCAUCGUCCUGGGUGCUUUAUAAUCUGGCCUCCUUCUAUUGGCGAAUGAAGAACGAGCCCAGGAGAGCUGUGGACUGCGUGAUCCGCGCUUUGCACUUUUCUCCCAGGGAGCACAAAGAUGUGGCCCUGGUCAAUCUGGCCAAUAUUCUUCAUCGAGCUCACUUCUCAGCAGAUGCCGCCAUCCUGGCACAUGCUGCCUUGGACCAUACCACUGAUCUGCUCACCAGCCACUACACACUCGGCAACAUCUAUGCUAUGUUGGGUGAGUAUAAUCACUCGGUGCUGUGCUAUGAGCAGGCUCUGCAGGCUCAGCCAGGCUUUGAACAGGCUCUGAGGAGGAAGCACGCCGUCCUGUGUCAGCAGAAGCUCGAGCAGCGACUAGAGGCUCAGCACAGGUCUCUGCAGCGCACUCUGAACGAACUGAAAGAGUACCAGAAGCAGCACGAUCAUUACUUGCGGCAGCAGACCAUGCUGGACAAGCACAAGCUCAUCCAGGAGGAGCAGAUUCUCCGCAACAUUAUCCACGAGACACAGAUGGCCAAAGAGGCACAGCUUGGUAAUCACCAGAUGUGCCAUCUAGGCCAGCAACAGAAUAGCCUGUUCUGCCCAUACGACUUACCUGUGCGUUAUCAUCGGGGAGAUCUUUUUGAGAAUGUGAACUAUAUCCAGUUUGGUGAGCAGGUGUCUGUAGCCAGCAGCUUGGCCCUGGUGUCUGAGAUGAGUCUGAACGAGAGCCGAAGCACACCGCUAUACCCAACUGUAUCUGGAGGAGAAGUGCCGGCAGCAAACUGGGAUGAUGGGUCUAAUUCUGAUUCUGAGACUCAUAGUGUCCUGUGGCCAACAAGAUCAGACUGUACUCAGCGCUUCCCCUCCAUUCCUUCUGCUCACCUGCUGCCUACCUUCUUCCUUCCUCCAGAGAGCCACGGCUUAAGGGCAAAGAGUAGCCUGUACGUAAGCAGGAACGGCCCCGGUUCUGCAGAACCCCCUGACUGCAGUUUAAAAGCUCAGCUCCUGCCUGCUGACCCCCUAACCUCCGUGGCUUGGGCCCUGGAAGAGAAACAUCUGCCUGAUGAUCACGCCAAUCAGAUACUGCUGAAGCGUAGUGGCGGGUGGAGUCUGGAACAAAUGGGCGCAAUGAUAGCAAAAGCUAUGGAGAAGGUGAGUGUGCCUCACUGGCUGGUUUAUAAUGAAGCCGGGCUCUUUUGGCGAGCUAAAGGAAAUGGUACGCGAGCGCUGCAGUGUCUGCGACAGGCCCUGUACUCUGCACCCCCUCAGGACCGAGAAGUGCCGCUGGUCAACACCGCCAACCUGCUUCUUCACUACGGCCUGCACCAUGAAGCACAAGGACUUCUGGAGCAGGCCAUGGAGCUUAAUGCCUCUGAGCCUCACACUUUGCUGAGCAUGGUGAGUGUGCAGCUCUCUCGGGGGAACCUGACCGGCGCGCUGGCUCUGUUCCGGCACGCCCUGUCUCUGAGCGCCCGCUGCAGCCAGUGCUGGGCCAGCCUGCCCCUGAUGCGCUGCCUACAGUUCUACCCGUUCCUCUACAACCUUCUGCCCCAGGCGUGCCCAUAUAACUCGGCCUGUGAAAGAGAGUUAGAAGUUGAGGUGGAGAUCUGGGACUCGAGCACUGAGGGAAGAACGGAUACAAGAAACAUUGAGGCCAUAAUUAGCUCCGCACUGGAGGACUCACUUCUGUUUGAGAAAGUUGUGGUGGACAGUAAUGGCUCAGGGGAAGUGGGCCAGCAGGAGCAAGGAGUGAAAGAUAAAACAGAGUUGCAGGUUGAAACUGAAGACUGGCAGCUGCGCGAGGAGCUGAUGGGGGCGUUCGAGGGGGCUUUGGACGUGAGCGGAAAGGCGGGUGACCUGCGGGGAAUCCGUGUUUUGAAGAACGACAAGGUGAUGGGAGCUAACGGUGAUGGGCCCUGCUUCGGCAACUGUGAGGAUGAUGACGGAGCAGAAUGGAUCACAUUCCAGGUGAAGCGGAUGCGAAAACCCAAAGCAGAGUCCUCAGAUAGCUGGACAGAGGAAGAGGAGUUAGCUCACAGUGAUUCUUCUCUGGCACAGUCGACCCUGGAGAUCAGUGGCCCCACAAUUCCUGCUCCAGGACCUCCAGGAAGGUGGAAGGACUACAGCAGUCUGGGCUGGCCAGGACCAGAGGAGUGUCAGCGUACACGGAGGGUCGAUCUCAACACUGUGGCAAGCACCUGGCUGGCAGUGUCUGCCAAGAAUAUUGACAUUACGGAGCAUAUAGACUUUGCCACCCCUUUGCAGGAGCCAGCUGCAGAACCGUUGUGCAAUGCCAACCUGCCUGCUAGCAUGCACACGCUGGACCAUUUGGGUGGCGUUGCCAACCGCGGCAGCAUCCACUAUACAGGAGAGAGCCAGCUCAAAGAGGUGCUGCAAAAUCUGGGAAAGGAUAAGUUCAUGCCACAGUCGUUCGAACAAGUGGGAACCCGCCUGGCUAAAGUCUUAGAAAAAAAUCAGACUUCAUGGGUUCUGUCCAGCAUGGCAGCGCUGUACUGGAGAGUGAAGGGUCAGGGGAAGAAGGCCAUCGACUGCCUCCGACAGGCUCUAAACUUUGCUCCUCACCAUAUGAAGGAUGUGCCCCUGAUCAGCCUGGCUAACAUCUUCCAGAACGCCCGUCUCUGGGAGGAUGCGCUGACCGUGGCCCGCAUGGCAGUGGAGAUCGCUCCUCACUUUGUUGUAAACCAUUUUACCCUCGCUAACGUCUACAUAGCAAUGGAAGAGUUUGAAAAGGCAAUGCAGUGGUAUGAAUCCACUCUAAAACUCCAGCCAGAGUUUGGACCUGCCAAAGAUCGUCUGCGCACCAUCCAGUGCUACCUCCUGACCAAGAGGGACAAGCGUUCUCCAUAAAGGCUUAGGGCUACACACUACACACACAUGCAUACACCUCCAUUUAAAACAAUAGUAAGAAAGUUUGUUUUGUUUUCAUAGUUUCCUUUUUGAUCAUAUCCUCAUAUCAUUCAAAACUUUAACAGAUAUUUUCUAAUGAUAAGAAACAAUUAUAGUAAUAACUGGACAGGGUUUUUAUUUAUUUUAUGGUGUUGGAUUUUAUCUAUGUUUCAUUGCACACUGUUCUCCCAUUUUUACUAUUUGUGAAAUUCUAGAUAAAAAAGGAAUUUUAGUGAUCAUUGUUUCCUAGCCCAAUUUUAUUGCCCACAAAUGCUAGAUGGUUUAAUAUCCAGUCAUAAAAAGUGCAAUUAUUAAUAACUGACAUAUAUGUACAACAGUUCUACUUUAAACAUGUUCUGCAUAAACAUUAGGGCCCAUAUGAAAGCGUAACCAUUAAAACAUUUCGUUUUAAUUUAUGUGUUUUCUGUCAGAUUUAGAAACAAACCUGCUCUUUUUUCCUCAUUAGACAGCAGAGAAUGAUGCUGAAAUCAGUUUAGAUCUGAGACAGCUUGUAACACCCCCCUCAUUCCACAUGUUUACCUAUAAAAGUAAAAAAAAAAAAACACUUGUAAUUAAUCUAAUUUAGCCAAGAAACAACACAGUCUCUGAAAUCACAUUUGCAAUUGAGUUAUUUAAAGUCUUAAAGAACAUUAAAGCAACCAUUGAUCAAAUGCACUAUUUUGUACUGUCUGUAUAUAAUAAACACAUUAACUUCAAUCUGGAAAAGCAUUCACAUUUAUGUAUCUGAAUAUUUUAUUCAUGUUCCAACAUUAUUCUGAUGAAUUUACUUUAUGUGCCAUGCACACUCUGUAACACCCUGUAA
Trichomycterus rosablanca is the source of this 4414-nucleotide messenger RNA. RefSeq names its product tetratricopeptide repeat domain 17 (gene ttc17). The record is from RefSeq and is a predicted model, not a curated record. Gene Ontology annotation, cellular component: actin cytoskeleton; cytoplasm. NCBI's taxonomy places the organism in Eukaryota, Metazoa, Chordata, Actinopteri, Siluriformes, Trichomycteridae. The transcript is spliced from 25 exons. Gene Ontology annotation, molecular function: protein binding. The coding region runs from base 1 to 3552 and encodes 1183 amino acids. Gene Ontology annotation, biological process: cilium organization; actin filament polymerization.